GAGCCUGAUACCCCAACAAUUGAUUCACAGAACGAGGAUGCUCCCGAGCUUAGUCUUCGCCAUUUUCUAGUCGUACGGCCAAAAAAGCCAAGUUCAGAAUUAAUAGAAAGUAGUACAACUGCACAGCCGUCACCAAAAGAUAAAUCGUCUAUUUCUCCAUCCCCAACCACACAGCCAGAUAAUUUACGUAAAAUUUCUACUAGCUCCACAGUAACGGAAAAAGAUAAUAUAAAUAGCUCGGCCGUACGGCUACAAAAUAUAGAGAAAAAGAAAUCCGACUCACGUAUGUUAAUGCUUCCAUACGGCAGUGGUUACACAGGAGGGAUAGAGACGAUUCCGAUU
Paraglomus occultum is the source of this 342-nucleotide messenger RNA. The record is from the annotation of a GenBank genome assembly. NCBI's taxonomy places the organism in Eukaryota, Fungi, Glomeromycota, Glomeromycetes, Paraglomerales, Paraglomeraceae.